CUACUGCCUGAAAAUGGUGAUGUUUGGUAAUGCUGCUGGCUCUACAAACUGGGUGCUGCGGAGGGGGCUGUGGGGACUGAUGCUGGUUGCAUCCAUAGCCAUAUAUGGCUCUCAUGCUCCCCUCCUGACCCGAUGCAAGGUGGACGGGAGGAUCCCCUUCAGCUCCACGUCCGUUGUGGUUCUCGUUGAGCUGACAAAGCUGGUGUUCUCCCUCGUGUUCCUGCUGACCUGGGACCGGGAGCUGCUAGGAGUUACUGUGUCAUGGCACCAUGUUGCCCCCUUCGCCCUCUCUGCCCUGCUCUAUGCUGCCAACAACAACCUGGUGGUUCAUAUGCAGCUCUUCAUGGAUCCCAGCACCUACCAGAUCUUGAGUAACUUAAAGAUCGUCAGUACUGCGCUCCUCUACAGUCUUUUCCUGCGACAAAGACUGAGCAUGCGCAAAUGGCUGGCUCUUUUCCUGCUGGUGGCUGCUGGGGUGAGCUACAGCUGUGGUGGCCUGCAGGAUCCUGGCAGCCCCUCCAAGAUGCAGCUGCACAUCACGCUGGUGGGUUUGCUGCUGAUCUUGGUGUACUGCCUGAUAUCGGGCUUGUCAGCUGUCUACACGGAAGCCAUCCUGAAAACCCAGGCACUGCCUCUCAGCCUUCAGAACCUCUUCCUUUACUUCUUUGGGGUCCUACUCAACUUAAUCGGCUACUUCUGGAGCAGCACAGAGGGCAGUUUCUUGGAGGGCUUUUCCUCCUGGGUGCUGGUGAUUGUGGUCAGCCAGGCCUUGAACGGUUUGAUCAUGUCCGUGGUUAUGAAGCACAGCAGUAACAUCACCAGGCUCUUCGUGAUCUCCUGCUCUAUCCUGGUCAAUGCCCUCCUGUCUGUCACCCUCUUCAAUCUGCAGCUCACCCUCCUCUUCUUCGUUGCUGUCUCAUGCAUUGGCCUUGCUGUUCACUUGUACUAUGGGGUGACGUAGCUGCUGCCUUCCUGCCCCUGCAUGCUCCAGGGCAGCCUUUACUUGUUCCUCAGGGGUGUUUAGUGUUUGUGCUGGGGAUGGUGUUAGAAGCAGGGUGGUGCCCAGGCCACCGGCCUCCCCACACUGGUGUUCAUGGGGAACCAUUACUGGUGGGUGCACGCACAACUAGCAGGGACCUCCCAAAGGAGGAGGGCUGAGGAGGGGGGUGCCCUGGCCCUGUUUCCAGGGGGUAAGCUGGGCCCUGCCCCAGCCCAGCCAGGCUUUGUGCCCAGUCUCAAGGGUGGGUCCUGAGCCCCUUGUUCAUAUGGCGUGUUACAUUCUCAGGCUGUUUCCCCCCCUCUUCCCCACACCAGAGUGCACCUGCUCUUGUGGCUGUCAAUGCUCCAGCAGCAGUUAGCUCCACUGUGCUACAGGCUCAUCUGUGUGCAGGCAGCCUUGCAUUGGUCUGACACCUUUUUGGCUCUUGUGGAUGGUGCUUCCCCCCACUGUCUGCACGAGGCCAGGUGCUGCCGCCUGGAGACCCUCACACUGUGUCCAGGACUCUCUCCCACCUCUGCAGUUUUCCAGCCCUCUCCUUGCUGCAGCCUCUGGCUGAAGGGCUACUGUCUUCAGGCUCCGUUUCCCCUUCUUGGGCAUGGUGUCAUUGCCCUGUGUGGAGCAGAUGGGGAAUGGGGGGAUGUGGGAACUGUUUCACUGGGAAAUGGCACCCAGAUUUGUACUGAUGCUGAGCUGGUGAGCUCCUGGCAGGCAGAAGUCACUGCUGGUUCUGGCCAGGGUUAUUAAAGUUACGGUUCAACAGCA
Molecule: messenger RNA, 1762 nt
Organism: Falco peregrinus (peregrine falcon)
Lineage: Eukaryota; Metazoa; Chordata; Aves; Falconiformes; Falconidae
Product: probable UDP-sugar transporter protein SLC35A4
Exons: 1
Coding region: 14-961 (315 amino acids)
Biological process (GO): pyrimidine nucleotide-sugar transmembrane transport
Cellular component (GO): Golgi membrane
Molecular function (GO): pyrimidine nucleotide-sugar transmembrane transporter activity
Source: RefSeq, a predicted model, not a curated record